UUUACAAGGACUACUAGAGUUCUUUUGUGUAAUUCCCGGUACUAGUGAGCGAUGCUAGUCAUCCCAUCAUAACCCCACCUUGUCAUUAGGUUUCAACACUAGUGCAGUUCCCCUUCGACGACAAGACGGCAAUCAACCCCACGGAGUCUCCUUCGUUCAUCAUACCAGCAGCUUUCACCCCCGCCACCCAAACAGGGUCACUUAAACGUUGAGUGCUCACCUGGUCACCUUCUGAUACUUACGCAUAGUAUCUUCACCCGCAAGUUGCGAUUCUGAAUCCUUGGACUUUCAUUUCGCUCAAGAGGCCUAUUUUCCGAGAUCAAGAGACAACAGAAGGAGAAAAUGAACGUGCUCAAACUACAGAGGAAAUUCCCGCAAUUCGAUCAGGCGGACAUUUUCUCCCUUCAAGAUGCAUUUCGAAAGCUGGAUGUCGACGAUAGGGGCUAUCUAGACGAGGCCACUGUGAUCAAGGCAACGCAACAAACGGAACGGAAGCCUUAUGAUGUCGUACGCCAAGCCUUGAAAGAGGUUGAGUUGGACAGUUCCCGCCGCGUCGAACUGGAGGACUAUGUGGAUCUCAUCUCCAAGGUUCGCUUUUCUCCAGCGCAAAAUCACGCUGGUGGCCAUGGUCCCGCAGCAGUAAUACCCGGAAAUGUCACUGGGCAGUCCCGCCACGUCUCUAAGGGGAGCAUCGGCGGGAAAAUCCAUGUACAAGGAUCGUCUGCAAAUGUGACACACACUAUAAACGAAGAUGAGAGGACCGAAUUCACUAGGCAUAUCAAUGCUGUUCUCGCAGGGGACCCAGACAUCGGCCACUCUCUACCUUUUCCUACGGAUACAUUUGAGAUGUUUGAUAAAUGCAAGGACGGUUUAGUGCUAGCAAAGCUUAUCAAUGACAGCGUUCCAGACACGAUCGACGAGCGUGUUCUUAACAAGCCUGGGAAGAGAACGAAGGAAUUGAACGCUUUCCACAUGACCGAGAACAACAACAUUGUCAUCAACUCCGCCAAGGGAAUAGGAUGUUCAGUUGUCAACAUAGGGAGCGGCGAUAUUAUUGAAGUUCGUGAGCAUCUUAUCCUGGGCCUCAUUUGGCAAAUCAUCCGCCGAGGUCUUCUCGGCAAGAUUGACAUAAAACUUCAUCCGGAGCUUUACCGGCUGCUUGAAGAAGACGAAACAUUGGAGCAGUUCCUUCGCCUUCCUCCGGAGCAGAUCUUGCUACGUUGGUUCAACUAUCACCUGAAGAAUGCAAAGUGGGAUAGAAGAGUUACAAAUUUCUCAACCGAUGUGAAAGACGGGGAGAAUUACACCAUACUUCUUAAUCAACUGGCACCUGAGAUUUGCUCAAGGGAACCCCUGCAAGUCCAAGAUUUGGUUCAGCGCGCUGAACAUGUUCUAACCAAUGCGGAAAAGCUCGACUGUCGGAAAUUCCUGACUCCUACUUCCUUGGUUGCGGGGAAUCCGAAGCUUAAUCUCGCAUUUGUGGCAAACUUGUUCAACACAAUUCCUGGUCUUGACCCGAUUACAGAAGAAGAGAAACUCGAGGUUGAGGACUUCGAUGCUGAGGGUGAACGAGAGGCCAGAGUUUUCACUCUCUGGCUAAACUCUCUCGACGUACAGCCUUCUGUCAACUCACUGUUUGAUGACCUACGCGAUGGAACCAUCCUGCUACAAGCGUAUGAUAAGGUAAUUUCUGGCAGUGUGAACUGGAAACAUGUCAACAAGCCCCCAACGUCUGGCGGAGAAAUGAUGCGGUUCAAGGCGGUCGAGAAUACCAAUUAUGCAAUCGAGCUUGGUAAACACAUUGGUUUCUCCCUUGUAGGUGUACAGGGAGCAGAUAUCACUGAUGGCCAAAGGACUCUUACGUUGGGACUGGUCUGGCAACUGAUGCGAAAAGACAUCACAAUUACUCUCUCUAGCCUAGCACAACGCAUGGGCAAACGCGAAAUGACUGAUGCAGAGAUGAUAAAAUGGGCAAAUGAGAUGUCCCGAAGGGGAGGAAGAACUACGACGAUUCGCAAUUUCAAGGAUCCGUCUAUUGGAUCCGGUAUCUUCUUACUUGAUGUGCUCAAUGGCAUGAAGAGCAGUUACGUGGACUAUGAGCUCGUGACGCCUGGCCGGAGUGAGGAAGAGGCCUAUGCCAACGCUAAGUUGAGUAUUAGCAUAGCACGAAAGCUCGGGGCGACGAUUUGGCUCGUCCCCGAAGAUAUUUGCCAAGUUCGGUCUCGCCUAGUGACCACGUUCAUCGGUUCGCUCAUGGCUACAUACGAGAAAAUGCAAUAGUUGUUCGAUCCAGGACUCUUUCGCAAGGAGGGCUUCGUCUAUGUUCUUGCACCUCAUGUUGCAAACUCCAAAUUCUGCGUCUCUACUCAUAGUUAUAUCUGAAUAUCACCUUUAAUUAAGGUCCUAACAUCA
Aspergillus japonicus CBS 114.51 is the source of this 2412-nucleotide messenger RNA. It is a transcript of the gene sac6, whose product is annotated as fimbrin. Gene Ontology annotation, cellular component: cytoplasm; actin filament; actin filament bundle. The transcript is spliced from 6 exons. The record is from RefSeq and is a predicted model, not a curated record. The coding region runs from base 343 to 2280 and encodes 645 amino acids. NCBI's taxonomy places the organism in Eukaryota, Fungi, Ascomycota, Eurotiomycetes, Eurotiales, Aspergillaceae. Gene Ontology annotation, biological process: actin filament bundle assembly; actin filament network formation. Gene Ontology annotation, molecular function: actin filament binding; calcium ion binding.